Molecule: messenger RNA, 2214 nt
Organism: Patiria miniata (bat star)
Lineage: Eukaryota; Metazoa; Echinodermata; Asteroidea; Valvatida; Asterinidae
Product: high affinity cationic amino acid transporter 1-like
Exons: 4
Coding region: 168-2036 (622 amino acids)
Biological process (GO): amino acid transport; transmembrane transport
Cellular component (GO): plasma membrane
Molecular function (GO): amino acid transmembrane transporter activity
Source: RefSeq, a predicted model, not a curated record
CAAGGAUGAAGGAUCUUGUUCAUGAUCAAUCACCUAAAACGGGUUUGCAGUAUGAUAUAAAGCGAAAUUCACAAUAGCUCUCUACUUCACAAGUAGCAGCCUUGUAUACGUGACUGUCGACAAAGCCUUGCAUCUGAUAACAACGGACUUUAUUUAACUCGGUCAUAAUGGCGUUUGCUCAAAGCUGCAGGCGGAUGUUUGGCCUCUUCACUAGGAGAAAACAUGCCGUAAGAGAAUCGAACUCCACCCCGCUAAAGCGAUGCCUUACCGCUGCCGAUCUAACGUUCGUUGGCAUCGGAGCCAUGCUGGGCUCUGGGGUCUACAUCCUUCCAGGAGAAAUAGCCGGUGAGAUGGCGGGACCGGCGGCUGUUCUGUCCUUUCUCAUUGCCGGCUCGGUGGCUUUGCUGAACGGCUUCUGCUUCCUGGAAUGUGCAGGCCAGGUACCCCAGACGGGAGCAGCCUACGUGUACGCAUACGCGUCUCUGGGAGAGUUGGUUGCCUUCUUGGUCGGCUGGAAUGCCAUAGCAGUACGAGUCAUGUCACUCGUGUAUUUAGCGCAAGGAUGGAGCGCCUACUUCGACGACGUUCUCGGGGGCCACACACGAAAUUUCACCAUUGAAUUUGUUCUCCAGGGCGAGGAAUGGGACGCGCCUCCUGUUGCCAGCUUUCCUGAUUUCACAGCCGGUGUUGUGAUACUUCUCGGAAGCCUCCCUGUCGUGUUGGAUGUGGACAUGUAUGCUAUUGUCAACAAUAUAUUAAUAGCACUUAACUUGGCAGUUGUUUCUUUGCUAUUCAUAGUUUCCAUGUUCUGUUCGGACUUCUCCCUGCUUACAAAGCACGGGUUUUUCCCUUUAGGCUUCGCUGGUGUAAUGAAAGGUGCAGUGGCAGCAUUUGUAGGGUUCUGUGGAUUUGAGGCGAUCGCGCUCAGCUCUGAAGAAGCCCAAAACCCCAGCAGAGGCCUUCCCAUCGGCCUCAUCAAUGCCUUCGGGGCGUCAUUUUCAGCUUACACUGCUGCCACUCUGUCACUCACUGUCUUAAGCGACUACCAAGAGAUCCAACCACAAACUUCUUUUGCAUCAGCAUUCGAAAUGAUCGGUCUUGACUGGUUGAGGUAUAUCGUAUCCCUCGGUGCUAUCAGCAGUAUGACGGGAGGAAUUUUGAGUCACUCUUACUGUCUGUCUCGAUUCAUCUACCCGAUGUCACGUGAUGGGCUGCUCCCUGCGCUGCUUGCCAAAACCAACGAGCGAACCAAGACACCUAUCUGGGCCACCAUGUUUGGAACAUCCCUGGCCGUCAUUUUCAGUGUAAUGAUGGACUUUGUGAGUGUGAUUAAUAUCAUGUCUCUUUUGUAUUUGAUGGAGUUUAUGGUAGUUUGUGCCGCUGUAGUCAUUCUGCGCUACAGUCCCUGUACACAGAGUGGCUAUGUACCCCUGGACAGCGGAGAUGAGGAUAAUGGAGACGGGUCAACUCUUGAGAUGGCCGAAUUGAACCCACCCGACCAGGCGGUCAACGAACUGAAUGCGCUGACCAACACAGAAAGCAACGAAAGCACCACUGAUGCUAACCGAAUGCACGACUGCCUGGCGAAUUCUCCGUCGGAUUCAUCGCAAUCUUCAAUUCUUCACUUGAUAAAACGACACCCAAGGACGGCUGUGGUUUUCUCACUCGCUUUCCACUUUCUAUUCGAAGUCGUGUUGGUGGCGCUGUUGACAUACAUGAUAAAGGAAUUGCAGCAUCUUGAGGGCGCCUUCAUUUACGGGGUCAUUGUAAGCGGCAGCCUCUCUCUAAUGAUGUGCUAUCCUCUCCUGGUUCUACCUACAUACGACGCGGGACUUUCAUUCAAAGUUCCGUUGAUGCCAUUACUACCGCUCGUUGCUCUGCUGUGUGACGUCAUUCUAAUCGUCCAACUGGAUGCCCUGUCUUUUGCUGAGGGACUCAUCUGGAUGUUGUUAGGACUGUUGUUGUAUUUGGUGUACGGAGUGAGACACAGUUUGGCAAGUACGAGGUUUGAAGAGAGCGCCCCCAACGACAACUGAGUCCAGUGGUUUUGAAGACAGCGCCCCCAACGACAGCUGAGUCCAGUAGAGGCCUGCACUGAUUAGUUACCGUUUUCUUCUUAUUAUUAGUUAUUAUUAAUUACUGGUACUGAAACAAAAGAGUCCUUAAAAGCGCCUUAGGCACUGUAGCUCGCAAGCCUGAAGAAAUAUGUACAGA